Rotaria sp. Silwood1 is the source of this 477-nucleotide messenger RNA. Lineage: Eukaryota; Metazoa; Rotifera; Eurotatoria; Philodinida; Philodinidae. The record is from the annotation of a GenBank genome assembly.
AUGACUAAAACAAACGCUAUUAAUCGUUUACGUCGAUUUCUUUUUACCAAAAUUGGUGAUUCGGGAUCAAAAUAUCAACAAACAGCCGAUCGUGGUUCACAAAUUUUUAUGCAUAUUGGCGAAACAGUUACUAAUAAACCGGUUGAACCACCUGUUCUGGCUGCUUUUAAUACAGCUAGCAAAAUAAUUUCAAGUGCCGGUGAUGUUAUUACUGCUCCAGCAGCUUGGCUUAAGGAAAUGCAAAAAAACUGGGUUAUUUACUUGGUUGCUGCUGCAAUUAUUUUGUUAUGCCUGGUUUUUUUGUACUGCGUACUUCGUUAUUAUUUAUCACGAUCUAAUAACUUGGCAACAGCAAAUUUAAUUAAACUUGCUGCUGGAAUUGAUCGUAAAAAUGAUAUUUUACAAGGGCAAGCAGUCGUAUCACCAGGCAAAUUCUUAUCUGCUGUCCCGAUUCCAUCAAUAGACUUAAAAAUUUAA